ACUCCUUUCCCUCGCUCGGAUGAUAUCCAAACCAUUUUCCCUCUCGCGAGUCUCCCUUCAUCUGCAACCUUUUUAAAGAGCUUUCGAGUCUCCAUCGCUAGAAGGGCGAGAUGCCGAUUGAAAUGCCCAAAGGGCUGCCGUUCUCUGUCGACACAUGGAGUUAUUAUUCCCACAGAAAGAGGCACCACUUCUUAACCCAUGCCCACAAAGACCACUCCUCCGGGAUCUCCACUCACUUCUCUUUUCCUAUCUACUCCACCCUUAUUACCAAGAUCCUCGUCCUUCAGCACUAUCCCCAGCUUGAUGAUUCGCUGUUCGUGCGUAUAGAGGUGGGACAAUCUGUGGUCGUUUAUGAUCCUGAUGGGGCUUUCACCGUCACGGCAUUCGAUGCGAAUCACUGUCCUGGAGCUGUAAUGUUCUUGUUUGAAGGCAAUUUUGGUAAUAUCCUGCAUACGGGAGAUUGCAGACUCACACCUGAAUGUGUACAAAGUUUACCAGAGAAGUAUGUUGGCAAGAAAGGAAAAGAUCCAAAUUGUCGACUUGAUUUUGUGUUCCUAGACUGCACAUUUGGUAGAUGUCAUCAAAAAUUUCCCAGCAAGCAUUCAGCAAUCAGACAGGUUAUUAAUUGUAUAUGGAAGCAUCCAGAUGCUCCUGUGGUGUAUCUGGCAUGUGAUCUUCUUGGUCAGGAAGAAAUACUGGCAGAUGUGUCCCAAACGUUUGGAUCCAAGAUAUAUCUUGAUAAAGCCAAUAAUCCAGAAUGUUUCCAAAAUCUUACACUUACACAUCCUGGAAUCAUCUCUGAAGAUCCCUCUUCCCGCUUCCAGGUAUUUGAUGGAUUUCCUAAACUGCAUGAAAGGGCAAACGCAAAACUUUUGGAGGCCCGAGCCAACUUUCAACCUGAGCCUCUCAUAAUCCGGCCAUCAACACAGUGGUAUGCAUGUGAGGACGAGUACUCUGAGAAAGAAAACCAAAAAAAACUGAGAUUGAAUGGAGCGGUGAGGGACCAGGUUGGUGUUUGGCAUGUUUGUUACUCAAUUCACUCAUCCAAGGAAGAAUUAGAAUGGGCCCUUCAACUUCUUGCACCAAAGUGGGUUGUUUCAACAACCCCCAGUUGCAGGGCGAUGGAGCUGGAAUAUGUUACAAAACACUGUUUUGCCACUCAAUUAGCUUCAAAAGACCCUAUCUGGAAGCUUCUCGACAUUGCCAUGGAAGAUUCUGUAGACGUAGAUGUAUCAAUCAAAGCUGUUACUGGUUCUCCAGUGGCUGAAGGGAGCACACAAAAUUAUGUCGAACCUCAGUUUGAGCCAGUAAAAGUGUCUACUAGCUUGAAAGGACUCAUAAAGUUGUCCCCUCAGAGCAACAGUGUGACAUUAUUUGGAAAGGCAAGACUUUGUCUCCAAGAUUUUAGUUUUUCACAUGAAGAGCCAAAAGUCGUAACUAUUGACAAUGGCACUCCACAAAUAGCUGCCAACAAAUUAGACGAAUUCUCUUUCAAAGAGGAUGCGGAAGUGAAAAGCCGGAAAUCAGAAAACAAGACAGGUAUAAAUGGAACUGAAGCACAACGUCAGGGGUCAGUGGAUAAAGAAACAGAAGAUUGUAAGAGUGUUCCAUGUUCAACAAUUGGAUCUUCAAAGAGCUUUAAUGAAAGAUUUAGAAAGUUGUACAGGUCAAUGAAUGUCCCUGUGCCUCAGCCUCUUCCCUCCCUAGUGGAACUUAUGAAAGCCAACAAGCGAGCCAAGAGGAAGUUCGAUUAAUGAAACAAACCAAUCGACUGUUCUUCACUUUGUCCGGACUGACAGAUACAGAAUAUAAAAUACAGAAAGGAAGCCUGAGAUUGGUUUACUUUCUCAGUUUCUACCACCCUACAGGCUACAAGGAGGUGGUAAAGGGCAAGAAUACAUACGACACUAAAAGAUUUGGUGCGUAGCCAUACGAUUAACCCCCAUUGUUUUAUUCGUGUUGGUAGGGUGAGUGUAUUUUAAUUUUUUAUAGCAUUGAUUCAUCCCCUCUAUGAAUUAGGAUUCAUAUUGAUUGUGGAAAAGGGGCGUCUGGUAUUGUACUGUCACAAACGCAUACGAAAGCAUGUAAGAUCUCAACAAUAAAAAUAAUCGGAAUAAUAUA
This is a messenger RNA of Juglans regia (Persian walnut), 2121 nucleotides long. Its product is annotated as 5' exonuclease Apollo. The coding region runs from base 111 to 1754 and encodes 547 amino acids. Gene Ontology annotation, molecular function: 5'-3' DNA exonuclease activity; damaged DNA binding. Gene Ontology annotation, biological process: interstrand cross-link repair; double-strand break repair via nonhomologous end joining; protection from non-homologous end joining at telomere. NCBI's taxonomy places the organism in Eukaryota, Viridiplantae, Streptophyta, Magnoliopsida, Fagales, Juglandaceae. The transcript is spliced from 4 exons. The record is from RefSeq and is a predicted model, not a curated record.